Molecule: messenger RNA, 246 nt
Organism: Penicillium cinerascens
Lineage: Eukaryota; Fungi; Ascomycota; Eurotiomycetes; Eurotiales; Aspergillaceae
Exons: 1
Coding region: 1-246 (81 amino acids)
Source: RefSeq, a predicted model, not a curated record
AUGUUCGCGACUCAAUCUGCACUCUUGAACAAGCAUACCCGGCCGAAGCCGGAUUCGGAAGAGUCCGACGCGGAUCCAAUGCAUACUCCAUCCGUGACCCUCGAGUCUCUCGGCAUUGGGAAGAAUAUGAAAAUUUUCUUAAUUGCUGUUCUCGUUGUGUUUGGUACGAUCGAGACUUGGUUCUGGUGUAAGGCUAUUUGGAUUUGGUGGAAAGGAGGUCGAGAGGAUGGCGAAAUUGUGAAAUAA